AUGUCAACGGGUGAAAGUGAAACUGUGUCUGUUUCUGUGGAGGCACCUGAAAAGUAUUGCGCUGCCUGGAAUCAUCAAGAAACCAAUGGAUUCGAGGCAAUUAAGGAUGAUUGGAUAGAUAAAGGUAAAGAAAAGAUCAAGGAGUUCGCCAAGGACUUAAAGAAAUUCGAGAAGUACUCCAGAAUAGUUAAAUGGGACGCUGUGCAGCAUUUCGUUCCCGCUGUUCCCGUCAAAGAGAAGGAAGUUAAUAACACUCUCGAUACCCCUGUCAAGGAGAAAAAAGAUGAAGAGAUGUCCACGACGAAAGCGAUGGGUGUCCAGAAAAAGAAGAAAAAGAGAGUCAUGAAGGAUUCCGAGAAGGAACCCAAAAAGAGAUCAAAGACUGACAUCCCUAUAACCAAGUCAGCAGCACAAGGUGAGAAGACUAUUCCCCCAGUGAUUGAGAGAGCUAGAGUGGCAGAGGAGUCUGGGCCAAGCAAGAAGCCAUCUGCCAUGGACAAGUGCAAAGGUCCUCUCGAAGGGGAGGCAACCAUCAUGCCUUCCCAUCUGUUCGAGGGUGGGCCAACCAUGGCUGUUCACACCUUUGGCGAACCACCGAUAAUUGACUAUCCUUUGCUGGAAGAACUCAUCGCACAACUAACAGAGACCGAUAGCGUGAGGCUGAUAAUGGCUAUCGAGGAAGUUAACAUGGCUGCCACGCAGUAUAGAGGCCACGGAGUUGCCGUCGCAGGUCUUAAGAGGCUCAAGGGGAACAGACCCAUCAAGGCCAAGUGGUUCAAGCAAUUCUUGAGGGAAAAUCUGAAGAAGAUAAUGCAUGAGGCACUGGUAAAGGUUCUUACCAAGCUUAGAGUCAAGCAGGUGCCCCUGUGGGAGGCCUUGUGCGGGUCUCUUGCUAAGAUGAGCACUCCUGAAGAUAUCACUACUUUUCCUGGUGAUUCUGCUACAAUCUUAUCCAAGGGGCCUAGCGAAGAGCAGCCAAUUCCAGACGUGCCGGAUGAGUAUAUUGGCAUCGAGCUCGAGGAUGACGAUGACGAGGCCUCAAAGGAGGGGGAAACUGGCAACUCAGGGGCCAAGGGAGAUGAUCCUCCAGCUGAAGAUGCUACCGGCAGAGCCAAGAAGAAUGAUCCUCCAACCAAGGGAGCCUCUGAGAAUCGUCCCUCUCACGAAGCUGAUAGUUGGCCUGUUCAUCGAAUUAACCUUAUGAUUUUGUCAGGGGAACAAUCCAAGGAUCUAUACUCGAUGAUUAGCAACAUCAUGAGGAGGAGAGCCGAUAUUCACAUCAUUGAAAUAGUAAUGAGCCCGGAGGCAGACAUCCUUGAUGCCAUUCGAGCCCACAAUGUGAGGGUUAGCCAACAUUUGAUUGAUGAGAUCAAAGGGCUUCGUGAGGAGACGCAUCAACGCGACUAUCAAAAAGACUAG
This is a messenger RNA of Oldenlandia corymbosa var. corymbosa, 1419 nucleotides long. Lineage: Eukaryota; Viridiplantae; Streptophyta; Magnoliopsida; Gentianales; Rubiaceae. The record is from the annotation of a GenBank genome assembly.